AGACUAGCGAGUCUUUCGAGAACAGCCAGACUCCCGAAAAUAUAAAUGUGUUAGGUAACGUAAAGUAAGUGUUAUAUUUAGAAAAUUUUCUAUACGCGCUCGCGUGUGUAUCGCGAAGGUCGAUCGUGUCAAUCUUUUCUCAGUUCCUCAAGAAUAAAAUUAGCAUAUCAAGUAUCAACAUCUCUUAAAAUGAUAAAAAAUUCGAAUGGCAUUAAAAGCCCAGAUGGCACGGAUGCCAGUGAGACUACCGUAUUAAAACCAAAGUUGGAGACAUUUGAUGAUGUCUUGCCAUACGUCGGUGACUUUGGCAGAUAUCAGUGGCUGCUUUUAGUGGCUUUGCUUCCCUACAGCGUGGCAUAUGCUGUCCUAUACUUUUCGCAAUUCUUCCUCACUUUGUUACCGCAGGAACACUGGUGCAAGAUAGAGGAACUAAUUUCAAACUUUACGCAAGAAGAAAGAGUGAAAAUCGGCAUACCAGAGUCUCCGGAUUAUCCGUAUUACGAUCGAUGUCAUCGACGGGACUUGGAUUUUCUUUCCACUUUAAAUCACAAGGAUAUUCGCUCGAUCAAAUGGGAGACAAACAAAACUAUAAAUUGCGACCAAUGGGAGUACAAUUUCACGCAGAUUCCGUACGCUAGCAUAGCAGCUGAGCUAGAUUGGGUAUGUGACCAGGAAUAUCUCAUCUCAACGGCACAGUCGAUCUUCUUCUGCGGCUCCAUCGUCGGCGGUUUCUUAUUUGGAUGGAUCGCCGAUCACAAGGGGCGGAUUCCCGCCCUGAUGCUGUGCAAUGGUGUUGCUCUCUUGGCAUCGAUCGCUACCGCGAGCGCGAACACCUUCUGGUCCUUCGCCGUCUGCAGAUUUCUUACUGGUCUGGCUUUCGACAACUGCAUGAACAUCCCGCUGAUUAUCGUCCUAGAGUACAUGGCCGUGAAGAGACGAACCCUGGUCGUCAACGUCGCCUUCGGUUUAUAUUUCGCUAUUGGAAGCACGGUUCUGCCAUGGACCGCAUAUUACAUCGCAAACUGGAGAUUCUUCGCCUAUAUUACUGCAGUGCCUAUGAUGAGCGUCUUUAUCACGCCUUGGAUUCUUCCCGAAAGUGCUCGAUGGUUCGUCGCCAAUGGCCGAAUAGACAAAGUGGUGCAGAAGUUACAGCGGAUAGCAAAGGUUAACAAGAAGAGCCCCGAUACACGCAUCUACGAAAAUUUCGUGAGGAACUUCACAUCAUCCGAUAUUCAAACGGAAAGCGCAACCAUAUUCGAUCUGAUAAAGUCACCGCGAUUAGCGAAGAACUCUAUCUUGUUAAUUUUCUUUUGGUCCUUGACUGUGAUAGCCUUUGACGGGCACGUGUACUCUCUUAAGCUAAUCCCAAGCUCAGUGUUCGUGUCUUUCUCCCUUGCCUGUGCGACCGAACUGCCGGCUGGACUGUUGCUGGCAUUGGUACUGGAUCGUUGGGGUCGCCGAUUCUGCGGAUUUAUCACUCUGGCCUUGACUUGCCUCUUCAGCUUCGGCGAGUUAUUGUUGCAGUCGAUUGUAGCGAAGCUGACAAUGUCGGUGCUCUCGCGAUUUUGCCUGAAUAUGGCGGCCAAUGUAGGUCUACAAUACGCCGCGGAAUUAUUACCAACGCCCAUCAGGACGCAAGGAGUCUCGUUGAUUCACAUUUUUGGCAUAGUCGCUCAUUCUCUCGCCCCAUACAUAGUGGACAGCGCCAAGAUUUGGGACAGUUUACCGAUGGUGAUCAUCAGUAUCGUAUCUCUACUGGCUGCUACGCUGGUAUUAUUUCUACCGGAGACCCUCGGUCGCGAUCUCCCGCAAACUCUACGUCAAGGUGAAGACUUCGGUAAGGAUCAAAGUUUCUGGGCGCUACCCUGUUGUAAGAGAUCGAACCGGCAUCGACAUUAUCGUCCAAACCAGUUAUCUAUAUAAUUCUUCUAAUUCUGUUAUAUUAUAAUGAUUCUCGCUGCAACGAUCGAGAAUAUAUAGUUAAGAAAUUUUUAAUGCCGGCUUUUUUUUAUACGCGGCGAUAUAAAUAAUUCUGUGCU
Molecule: messenger RNA, 2039 nt
Organism: Camponotus floridanus (Florida carpenter ant)
Lineage: Eukaryota; Metazoa; Arthropoda; Insecta; Hymenoptera; Formicidae
Product: organic cation transporter protein
Exons: 10
Coding region: 190-1923 (577 amino acids)
Biological process (GO): transmembrane transport
Cellular component (GO): membrane
Molecular function (GO): transmembrane transporter activity
Source: RefSeq, a predicted model, not a curated record